Molecule: messenger RNA, 630 nt
Organism: Entrophospora sp. SA101
Lineage: Eukaryota; Fungi; Glomeromycota; Glomeromycetes; Entrophosporales; Entrophosporaceae
Source: the annotation of a GenBank genome assembly
AUGAGUUCAAAAUCUGACAAAGAUACUUUAAUUGAUAUGGGCUUUUCGUCGGAUAUGGUGGAUAAAGCAAUGAAGGCUACAAAAGGUGCAGGUUUACAACCUGCUAUGGAUUGGUUAUUAUCACAUCCUGACGGCGAUAUUGGACAACAAAUUGGUGAAUCUUCCUCCUCCUCUUCUUCUACAGUCAAAAAUAAUGAAGAUGAUGAUGGUGAAAUUAAAGACGGUGAACAAACAGCCCAAUCAUUACAAUGCAACGAUUCUGGCGCUGCACAACGUCAUGCUUUAAAAUCAGGUCAUGUCGACUUUUCUGAAUCGACAACAGCAAUCAAAAAACUUACAGAAGAAGAAAAACAAGCAAAAUUAAACGAAUUGAAGAAAGCUAUGGCAGACAGACGUGAAGCUCGUAAGCUAGCAGAACAAGAAGAAGAGAUAAAUCGAGAGAAGAUUCGACGCAAAGCUGGCAAAGAAUUGGUAGAAGUCAGAGAAAAAAUUGAAGAAAGAGAACUGAAGAAAGCUAUCGAAGAAAGAAAAAAGGAGAAAGAGCAAGAAAAAUUGGCCAAGGCAAAAAUAAGAGCCGACAUUGAGGCUGAUAAAAGAGCAAGAGCUGCAAAGAAAAAUAUUGGAUGGUGA